Messenger RNA from Helobdella robusta, 1500 nucleotides. RefSeq lists its product as hypothetical. The transcript has 7 exons. Lineage: Eukaryota; Metazoa; Annelida; Clitellata; Rhynchobdellida; Glossiphoniidae. The record is from RefSeq and is a predicted model, not a curated record. Bases 1 to 1050 code for a protein of 349 amino acids.
AUGACGCACCUUUAUUCACUUAAUAUUUUGGCGAACAGUGCAUUCGAACCAAUUUUCGGAUGUCCGGAUUUAAAAGACCCACCGAAAGACGUAACCUGGCUGGUCAGGGAUGAUUACGUCAUAGUCUCCUGCAACCAAUCACACGUCGCCAAUGUUAAAUGUCUACAGAACGGUAGUUGGAGUGGUGAUUUGCGGCCAAAUUGUAGUGCUGGAGCUGCAGUUUUCGGUGCUAGCGGCAGCCAAAGAAGUAGCUACAACAACCUCAACCACGACGACGAUGACGUAGAUGAUGGUGAUGAUGAUAACAAUGGAGCAUCAUUGGUCGAUAAUGGCGUUAUGGAGCAGCCUAAAAGAUUCCAUAAACACAGUUUGGCCCUCUCGCUUCUUCUUACAUUCGGAAUUGCGACAAUGGCUGUGGUCUGCAUAGGAACAGUUGCUUUGUAUUAUUUAUACACUAAAAGUCUAAAGAGGAACCUCAGUAUCAUUAUCAUCACUUCCAACAACAACAGCAGCAACAGCAGCAACUACAACAACAGCAACAACAACAAACAUCGUCAACAACAACAGUCUGCAGCAUUGAAGAGCAACAUAUCAACAUUAGCAGCAGCUGAAGGCACAGCAACGACUUCGCCGAUUAAGAAGAUAAAAAUAAUUAAUCAAAUUUUUGCUUCUUCGUUGACGUCAUCAUCACCAAAUAAUAAUAAUAAAAAUAAUUAUAACAACAACAACAACAAAAAUAACAAUAGUACCAUUUAUAGCGACAACAAUAACAACGAUGCUUUUUGCGAAACUUGUGCUAAAAAUAACAGCCAAUGGCAAGUCGGCAAAUCAUCUGGGCCCGCUAUCUCAUUGGCUGACGUUCUGACCACUGUCAAGUGUACGGCUGCAGUAAACAAAGAUAAUAAAUCAUAUCACGAUAAUAAUCCUGACGUCAUAAGGAGAGAAGAAUCGCGAAAAGAUCACGUGAGUGUUACGUCAUCAUUAAAUGGCCAGCGGAGCUCUGUAAUUGAUCCUUUUCCGGUCAUCCAAGAUGGCGCCGUGGAAGUAUGAAGAUGGAUGGAGGAAAUUAAAAAAAAACUUUAGUCUGCUAAUUAUUUGAAUAAUAAUAAUAAUAAUAACAAACAUUGUUGGUAUAAUUAACAAAAUAAUUAUUAACGUCGUAAAAAUAAGUAAUGAUGACGAUGACGAUCCCAAUAUUAUUAUUAUUAUCAUCAUCAUUAUUAUUAUUAUUGUUAUUAUUAUUAUUAUUAUUAUUAUUACUUUUAAAUGCUUCACAAAACUUUUAUGGAUUAUAAUUUUUGUUUUUUUUUUCAAAUAUUUCUUCGACAAAAAAUACACGAACGUAUGUAUGUAUGCCAAUUACUUGAAUGAACUAGCUAUUUAAGUUUAACAAUAGCUGAAUUCAUAAUUUAUAUUAAUUAUACUAUAAUAAUAUUAUUAAUAAUAAUAUUAAUACUAACAAUGUUGAUAACACCAAUAAAAACUACAGAUGUUAUUGUU